This is a messenger RNA of Musca domestica (house fly), 1657 nucleotides long. RefSeq names its product acidic phospholipase A2 PA4. Gene Ontology annotation, biological process: arachidonate secretion; phospholipid metabolic process. Lineage: Eukaryota; Metazoa; Arthropoda; Insecta; Diptera; Muscidae. The transcript has 5 exons. The record is from RefSeq and is a predicted model, not a curated record. Bases 385 to 1455 code for a protein of 356 amino acids.
GAAUCAAGUUCAGUCAUACCGCAACGGUUUCCGUCGUCGGUUUGUUAGUGUAGUGUUAGCGGCAUUGUUGGGUACCUUAAAAGCGUAAAACCCCAUAAUCAUCUUCGACAACAAGAACAACGGUUGUUACAUAAAUACAAAGUGUGGUGUUUUCAAAGAGAAUCAAAUCUAAUAAAAAAAUAUUCAUUUUCGAAAAAAUCAUUUCACCCACAAAAAGCUAUUUCGAUUCGAAGAAAAGCAAAAGUAAAAGUGAAAUUUUCUAAAUUCAAGAACAAAUUAAAUUAAUCAAAUUAUUUGAAUAAAAUUGAGAUUGGCUGCAGAUUUGAGUUAUCGCUUUGUGUCAAGCAUCCAAACAACCUGUCUUCGUCUUUAAGCAAAUCAAUCAUGUCAUUCAAACUCUUCCUGCUGGUUGUGACGGUGGCAUUGUUCGUAACAAUGCCUGUCAGACCGGUAAAUGGAUCAGCAGUCCUCAUUUCCGAUAUGACAAUGACAGUUAUGGUGGAAUUAUCUUCACGUUAUCCAUUUUGUAAAAUGCAUACCGAUAGGGGUGACAUACAACGGAUGUUAUUACAGGCAGAUCCAAGGCGUAUACGACAAGUACCCCGAGAAUCGGUAAUGGAAUUGGAAGAUGUGUGCAAAAAUUCUGGCUCUCAUGGUCAUGAGUUCCGUGGCGGCUUGGGUUUUAUCUAUCCCGGUACAAAAUGGUGUGGACCAGGAACCGCUGCAAUUGAUUACAAUGACCUGGGUGUACAUGCCGAUGAGGAUCGUUGCUGUCGUGAGCAUGAUCAUUGUCCGAAUGUCUUAAAUGUGGGCGAGUGCAGACGCGGCCUCUGCAACACCGGCACUUUUACACGCUCCCACUGUGAUUGUGAUGCUCGUUUCAGACGCUGUCUACAAUCUCUUAAUACAGAAACUGCAAAUACAUUGGGCGCCAUUUUCUACAACGUUGUCCAGGUCACCUGUUUCCAGGAACGCAGUCCCUGUUCGGUUCAUCAAAGGUUUGAUGAUUUCUAUUACAGUUCAAAUCAGUGUGACAUUGAGUUCCGUUCAGCCGAUUUAUAUGUUCCACCCAAUGCGGGAAAUCUAAUACGAAAAAUCCUCUCAAAGCCCUAUGGCAUAACGAAUCCCAUCCCACAAUAUGACCAAUAUCCCUACUUUGAGGGUGGCCGUUCGUUGCAAACUUCACCGGCAUUCAAUCCAUUCUAUAAUGUGGGUCAGAAUGUGAAGAGUGCCUCGCGUCGUGUUGGCGUCAAACUGGCUUCAGUCGGUUUGGCUGCACGCAAUUUGCUACGCGAAAUUGUCCGUAGUCCGAGAGUUUUGUGGGAUAGUUUAAAUGCUCCGGUAAGCCGGGAUUUGCCACCCGGAGGGGGACCGAAUUACUACAGAUAUAAUCGGCCCAGAGGUGGUAACAGAUAUCAAGAGUAUACACCAUAUCAAAGUAAUUGGUAUUAUUAAUGGUGUACCACUGUCCAUUCGAAAGACUGAACUCUCUCUCUCUCUCUCUGAUUUAGAGAGUUGCCAGAUGCUUAGAAUCGCAUUCAUUGUUGCACUGUAAAUUUAUUGCACUUCGAUUCGAUUUGUUUUUAGUUAAUCAGUAUUGCCAUAUUAUGCAUUAUGUAUGUAUGUAGUUAGGUUUAGUUUUAAGUUGUACAUUACA